UCGGCGGACCGUUCACAGACGGGCCACAAGGAGCUCGCGUCUCGAUCGGCUGAUACUCAUUCGCGGUGAAGAUAUCACGUCCGAGAUCGUCUUGGAAGGGUCGACUAUUGUUGAUAUUUCUGACGAAGUGAGCAAGAGAUUGCUUAAGAGUUCGAAGGAUCGUCUUAUCAGGAGAUAUUGACAAAAGCAGUCCGAUUAUCAAAACUUAAUGCGUGCUUUGCGUCUAAAGGAAAUCUAUAGCCUGCAGAGAGAAAUAUAAACUAAAGUUCUAGAAGACAAGCACGAUCGAGACAUCUUGACAGCAAAAUAUAUUCAUAAGAAGAAUCGAGAAACGAAUUUUUUCAAAUUGUCAGAAAAAAAGAAAGAAUUAAUUGUAAAGAAAGAAAAAGGAAGAAGAGGUAGAAGAUUUUCUUUAGUAAAGAAAUUUGUGAUCGUGCUGAAGGAUGAUUUUUAUUGGCGCCACGACGUAUUUCCUACUCGCCAUCGUUCUGGUGGCCUUGGUCUUGAUCGUGAUGGAUCAUAUCAGAUUGAAGAAGAAGCCGAAGAAAUUAUAUGACGGUGAAGAGCCAUCCGGCUUACCAGAUCCACCUGGACCGACACCAUGGCCAAUUUUGGGCUCUCUUCAUAUUUUGGGACGUUAUGAUGUGCCUUACAAGGCUUUUGGCGACCUCGUCAAGGCCUACAACAGCCAGAUAAUCAAGCUCAAGCUGGGAUCUGUACCUUGCGUCGUCAUCAAUGGAUUGGAGAACAUCAAGGAGGUCUUGAUCCUCAAGGGCCACCACUUCGACUCUAGGCCAAACUUCGUUAGAUAUCAUCUUCUUUUCUGUGGCAACAAGGAGAACUCUCUGGCAUUCUGUAACUGGUCAGAUCUCCAGAAAAUGCGAAGAGAGAUGCUACGAGGGCAUACUUUCCCGCGCGCCUUUACCGUGCGUUACAACCAGUUAAACGGCAUAAUCGGCGACGAGAUGGAAUGGCUGAUUAAUCACCUGACCGGCAUCUCUGGUAUCAGCAUGCACGUCAAGCCGCUGAUAUUGCACACGUGCGCGAACAUCUUCUUCAAGUACUUGUGCUCGCGAAGCUUCGAGUACGGUGACGAUGGCUUUAGCCAAAUACUCGAGAAUUUCGACAAGAUCUUCUAUGAAGUAAACCAGGGAUACGCCGCGGAUUUUAUGCCGUUUCUAAUGCCACUCCAUCAGCGUAACAUGGCGAGGAUAGCGACUUGGACCCAUGAAGUCAGAGAGUUCAUGGAGAAACACAUAAUUGGAGAUCGUGCAACCAGUUGGAAAUCGGUCAUACCUGAGGUAGACUAUGUAGAUUGUUUAAUAAAUCACAUGAAGACCGAUGCUGAGCCCAAAAUGACGUGGAACAUGACAAUGUUUGCGCUGGAAGAUAUCGCCGGAGGUCAUUCGGCAGUCGGCAAUUUCCUAGUAAAGAUUCUGGGAUUCCUGGCUACACGACCGCACGUACAAAAAACAGCGCAGAUGGAAAUCGACGGGAUCGAGACUACGAGUAAGUUCAUUGGGCUAGAGAACAGAGGAAAUAUGCCGUAUACGGAAGCUAUCAUUCUUGAAGGAAUCAGGUUGAUUGCCAGUCCGAUUGUUCCGCACGUUGCCAACCAGGAUAGCUCCAUAGCCGGUUACAAAAUAGAGAAGGACACAUUUAUCUUCUUGAACAAUUAUGAAUUAAAUAUGUCGGAGGAGUUAUGGACCUCUCCUGAAGAAUUCAUGCCUCAGAGAUUCAUACAGAACGGCAAAUUGCUGAAACCAGAACACUUUCUGCCUUUCGGGGGCGGUCGAAGAUCUUGCAUGGGUUACAAGAUGGUUCAAUAUAUCAGCUUCUCGACAAUAGCCACCUUACUAAAGAACUUCAACAUAUUGCCGGUAGAGAAGGAGAUCUACAAAGUUCCUAUCGGCAAUCUGGCACUUCCUACGAACACCUUCAAGGUCCGUUUCGAAAAACGGUAGGAAAUGCAAAAGAAUAAAUCAAUGAGAAAGAAUGAAUUUGGCCGAUGAAAUCGGAGCGUGAUUUCUCGUCCAUAAUCCGAUCACUGGGCUCCUGAAAACUUUGUCGAUUACGCGGAAUCAGCGAUUAAAGAGAUCAAUUGAAUCCGAGCAGAAGACAAAUUUAAAAAAAUUGUUCGAUAUUUAACUCAAUUUACUUGAUGGCUAUCGAACUAAGAUUAGUGUUUUGCACAUAGGCGAAAUUCUUAUUAACGUUAUGUGUAGCGGAGGACCAGCAGCUAAAAAGAGGCUUUUGAUUCCAACGAAGCUUUACUUACGUAGGAAAGAUUAAAUACGAGAACGAGCGAAGAAUACUGACAUUACUAGCUCGUUAAGAUAGCUAAUUGAAUCGUUCCUCGACUCGUGCUCUAGGCGCGAAUACGCGCGGAGCCCAGUUUCGUUAGUGCAAAU
This is a messenger RNA of Trachymyrmex septentrionalis, 2411 nucleotides long. Its product is annotated as cytochrome P450 307a1-like. The transcript is spliced from 3 exons. Lineage: Eukaryota; Metazoa; Arthropoda; Insecta; Hymenoptera; Formicidae. The record is from RefSeq and is a predicted model, not a curated record. The coding region runs from base 444 to 1964 and encodes 506 amino acids. Gene Ontology annotation, molecular function: monooxygenase activity; oxidoreductase activity, acting on paired donors, with incorporation or reduction of molecular oxygen; iron ion binding.